AAGCACAACAAAACACAACACCAUUUCGACUACAGCACAGCUUCCUCUCCUCUUCAUACAGCAGCCAUAGCCGGGCAAAACUCCCUCGCGACCACACAAGCUAUAUCUUGCAGCCCCAAAAUCCUCACAACAUGGCGCGCAAGAACCCCAACAUCAUUAUCACAGGCACACCCGGUGUAGGCAAGACGACACACGCCGAGCAGUUAGCGAGAGCGACGGGGUUCAAGCAUAUCUCUGUCAACCAGAUUGUGAAGGAUGAGGGGUUCCACGAGGGCAGGGAUGAGGAGCUUGGGAGUUGGAUUGUGGAUGAGGAUAAGCUCCUAGACUACCUCGAAGAAAGCCAAAUUUCCGAAGAAGGUGGCCGGGUCCUCGACUGGCACGCCUGCGACCUCUUUCCCGAACGCUGGAUCGAUCUCGUCGUUGUCUUGCGAUGUGAUUCUACGGUUCUGUACGACCGCCUCACCGCGAGAGGGUACAAGGAUAAGAAGCUCGACGAGAAUAUGGAUAGUGAGAUCAUGCAGGUCUUGCUUGAUGAGGCGAGGGAGUCAUACAAGGAGGAGAUUGUAGUGGAGCUGAGGAGUGAUAGUGUGGAUGAUGUUGAUGGGAAUUUGGAGAGGAUUGAGCAGUGGGUUGAGAACUGGAAGAAGGACCGCAAGGAUGAGGAGUAAGGGAUAGGAAGGGAAGAGUGAGAAGAUUCGCGGCUUUGCGCUGCUUGUAAGGUGAGUCUAUUUUUUUUUUCGCUGUGAUGGUCUCUCUAGGCGUCGGUCCUGGCGGCCAGCCACUCCUUCAGCUUUUCCAGCGCCUUGCCGCGGUGGCUGAUCUUGUUCUUU
Macroventuria anomochaeta is the source of this 830-nucleotide messenger RNA. Its product is annotated as P-loop containing nucleoside triphosphate hydrolase protein. The transcript has 2 exons. Gene Ontology annotation, molecular function: ATP binding; ATP hydrolysis activity; AMP kinase activity. Gene Ontology annotation, cellular component: cytoplasm; nucleus. Bases 132 to 668 code for a protein of 178 amino acids. Lineage: Eukaryota; Fungi; Ascomycota; Dothideomycetes; Pleosporales; Didymellaceae. The record is from RefSeq and is a predicted model, not a curated record.